CGGUUGGCCUUGGCCACGCGGGACGCACCCACUGCGCUUUGCCUUCGUGGGACAGAUUUUUCACGCGCACCCACUUUAAAAAAACAACAAAAACCUCGCGUCUUCAUUAACUCUCUCCCUCUCUCUCUCCCACUAAUCUCACAGACUCCUCGCUCAGUCGCUUUGAGCCCACGCGUGGGACUCAAAAGAAGGAAAGGGGGACAGAAGUGAGAGGAGGAGGAGAAGCGCGCUGCUGGCUGGGAGACGAUAUUGAUUUUUCUUGUGAUUUCUGGUCCAUGGAUUUAAAACCGAUAAUACAACAUUUUCGUAAGUCCUCUUUCCCUCUGUUUUUUAAUGAUUAUUUUACCAUUUUGUUGCCAGCUCAAAAUCCAGUACAGCUCUUUGAAUAUCUUCAGUAAGAUUACUGAAACUGAAAACCAGUGCCAGAGACUGAGUGAAGACAGCAGUGUCUCCUGCUCAUGUCCACUUGUUUGUAUCUUUCCUGCUCUUCAUCACAGACUCUCAUGUCUUCCUCCAGGCUAGAAAAUCGAGUGAAGCAUGGGUGACUGGAGUUUUCUGGGGCGGCUGCUGGAGAAUGCUCAGGAACACUCCACUGUGAUUGGAAAGGUUUGGCUGACUGUCCUCUUCAUCUUCCGCAUCUUGGUGCUUGGCGCAGCAGCUGAAGAAGUCUGGGGUGACGAGCAGUCGGACUUCACCUGUAACACACAACAGCCCGGUUGCGAGAACGUCUGCUACGACGAGGCCUUCCCCAUCUCACAUAUCCGCUUCUGGGUGCUGCAAAUCAUCUUUGUCUCAACGCCCACCCUGAUCUACCUGGGCCAUGUGCUGCACAUAGUCCGCAUGGAGGAGAAGAGGAGGGAGAGGGAGGAGGAGCUCCGGAAGAUGGGGCAACACCAGGAAGAUCAUGACCCCCUCUAUCACAAUAGGAUCGGUGAUGGAGGGGGCGGUAAAAGGGAGAAGCCACCUAUUCGGGAUGAGCACGGGAAGAUCCGGAUCCGUGGGGCGUUGCUGAAGACAUACAUCUUCAACAUCAUCUUCAAAACUCUGUUUGAGGUGGGCUUCAUCCUGGGACAGUACUUCCUCUAUGGCUUCUACCUGAAGCCACUCUAUAAAUGUCGCCGCUGGCCCUGCCCCAAUACAGUGGACUGCUUCAUCUCCAGGCCCACAGAAAAGACCAUCUUCAUCAUCUUCAUGCUGGUGGUUGCCUGUGUCUCCCUGGUCCUCAACCUGCUGGAGAUCUACCACCUGGGCUGGAAGAAAGUCAAACAGGGCGUCACCAACGAGUUUGUACCUGACAGCGAGUCGCUGCCGUUGAGCAGGAAGGACCCCAGCGACCCGGACACGAUUCCUGAGCGGAAAGCUCCAUUGGUGCUCGACUGUUUGCCGGUGUACGCCACUGUGAGCAUCGUGGGGGGCGGAGCCUGCUGUCCAGAAGAAGCCUCACACACAAUAAUUACUUCAAACCCAAACAUGGCUGUCACCCCUGUGCCAGCCGAGGUCAAGAGGGAUGGCACAGAUUUCCACCCAGAUGACUUCCUGUUGGAGAACCUGUCUGCUUCGUUUUAUGGCGGCAGAGACAAUAUGAGCAUCGGAAGCCAGGGGCAGCUGACUGCUCUGGAGCAGAACUGGAACAACAUGGCACUGGAGCUCUACAAUCAGAAUGGAAAGUGCUCCCCCUCCUCCUCCCCCUCCUCCACCUCCUCCUCAUCCUCCACUCCUCAGGAGGAGGCGACCCUAACACCGGAAGAAGAACGCUCCAUGUUUCCUACACUCCCUCGUAAUACCCCUCUUUACUCCCUCAUGCAGGAGGAGACAGCGGUGGACGGGGAAAACGCUGUGACCACAGCACCUGGUCUGCUCCCACAUGAUGACUUUACCGUGGUCACCUGGGCACAGAUGCAUCAGCCUCCAUCUGCUGCAGCGUCCGACGCCUGGAAGUCCAGUCGCGCCAAUAAGAGCAGCAGCGUCAGAGCUCGACCUGAUGACCUGGCAGUGUAGCUAAAACACACACACACACACACACACACACACACUCAUACACGUAUACACAAUCUGACGUACACACUGUAUACGCAGGAAAUCUACACAACCGCAGCACACAAAAGACUGAUGCUCUGCCAGGCAGAAGAUAAACAGGUGGCUGCUAAUCUCAGAUUUAUGAAGCAGAAAUAGGAAAAAGCAGGAGUUUGGCCAGAUUACACUGAGUGAGUUCCCUCUGCUGAAGCUCUGUUUACCAAUCAGUAGUGAUAUGUCAACUUUGAAAACAUUAGUUUAUGCAGGCUUUGCUCCAAAAUCCUCCAGUGAGAGAUCUGGAAUCAUUUUGUUUUGUUUUAUCGUUUCCCUACAUUUUAAAAUGAAGUCAAUUUCACUCAUUUAAAUGCAAGUGUUCAUAAACCAGUGUCAAAAUGGCUGCAAAGCCACCACGACUAACUAAAAAUCAUUUCAUUUAUGUAGCAUGUUUCAUUUACAUCAGAGGAGAGGUUUGCACUCUUGUUUUAUUUUAUCUUGUGUCAGGAAGCUGUGUGUCUGAAUCAGUGAGUCUGUGUUUGUUUCAGUGAAGAGAGGGAUGCACUCAUCAGUCCCACCCUGUGCAUGUGUGUGUGUGUGUGUACUUGUAUUUAUAACUUUGUGAGGCUCAAAAAACAUACAUCUAUCUUUGUGGGGACAUUUUAUUUGGGC
Solea solea (common sole) is the source of this 2679-nucleotide messenger RNA. Its product is annotated as gap junction alpha-3 protein-like. Gene Ontology annotation, cellular component: connexin complex. The transcript is spliced from 4 exons. Lineage: Eukaryota; Metazoa; Chordata; Actinopteri; Pleuronectiformes; Soleidae. Gene Ontology annotation, biological process: cell communication. The record is from RefSeq and is a predicted model, not a curated record. Bases 538 to 1998 code for a protein of 486 amino acids.